AUGGUUUUCUCAGACACUUUCGCCAAGAAGGCUACAAGCACGCUGUCUAAGAGAUCGUGUGAUUACCUGAGAUUUGCCAAGUGGCAGGUCGAGAUCAAGCAAGGGAGGCCACUUAAGGUCUUUGAGAAGGACAUGUACGACUAUGUGUGUACACUCAGGUCGGACGAAGCCGCGCCGACUGCAGCUGCCGCAUUCAUUUCGUCCUGGAGAUUCUUCCACUACAUGACAGGCAGUGCAUGCAACGACGAUAUAGUUUCUCAACGGGUGGAAGGUGCAGCCCACUCGUGCUAUCUUCGCAAGCGGCCGUUGAAGCAGGCACCGCCUUAUAAGGUGAAGGCCGUUCGAAGACUUGAGGAGGUGGUCUUGUCGGGGAGCGACCUGCACGCCGUGAUCGGUGGAUUUGGACUGUUCUGUUUGUUUUCGGCUGCGCGUUGGAGUGAUGCGGCCAAAGCCACGGACUUGCGGAUUGACACACAUGGCCGCAUCUUCUUGAUCGAGGCGGUCAUGCUAGGACAUAAGACAGCCAAGAAGGCUGAUGAGAGGACAGCAUUCAUGCCGCUCCUGGCCCUUGGACACACCUUCGAGGAAGAGCCUUGGGCUGUUGCUUGGAUGGCGGCGCGGACCAGAAUGGCGAUGGACGACGUUGAGAUUGUGAUGCCGGCGUAUACCGAGCAGUCGCAGACGUGGCUGAACCGGGCCAUGACGUCAGCCGAAGGAUGCGCUUGGCUUCAGGAAAUCCUGUGUGACAACGGCAUGGAGCCAGAUGAGGUCAAGGAUCUGACUACACAUUCGCUGAAGGCGACACCCUUGUCAUGGGCGACCAAAUCCGGUCGCUUUGGCAAGGAUGAAAAGAGGGUCUUGGGGCACCACGCCGCGCCAGACGAAAAGAUGAUUGUGACCUAUGGGCGAGACGUGAUGACCCCUGUCUUGGCCAAGCUUCAGCAUCUGAUAGAUGCCAUCCGAAACGGUCAGUUUGACCCGGACUUGCCGAGGGCAGCCAGGAUUUCUACCCUUGUUCAGAGAUUGAAUGAGGAAGCGGACAUUGAGCCUCGAACCGAGUGUCGGGUCCAAGACCUGGAAAAACUUGAUGAAUCUGAGCAGUCCGAUGUCUCUGCCCAAGAUCACGACGGGCUCGGCGAGCUCCCAAGCCUCGUGCCAGGCCCUCCAGGCAUCCGUACGAGAUCCUUAGCCGGUGCCAUGGCUUCGACCAUGUUGGAAUCCGAGGCCGAGUUCUCUGCCCGGGCCAAGGCCAUCAAUAUGCCGGAGGCGUUCGCUGAGGCGCUCCGAGGUGCAGGCAUCCGAACCUUCGGGCGGUUGGCGUACAUCUGUGCCGUCAGCCCUCAGAGUGGAGACGACACGGCCCUGAUUCAAGCUGUGGAGGACCUGCUCAAGCGCAAGUUGGAUCCUACGGAGAUACCCGACCUGCGCCGACUGUGGUAUGAGGCCAAUACCUUUGCUAUCUCUGACCUGAAGCAGAGGGUGGAGAGAUCUUCGUUGGACCCGCCCCGAGAACUCCCUCUUGCUGAGCGGAUGACAAGAUUGCAGAGUCAGAAGCAGAGGCUUCCCGGGAUCAUCUUCACGGAGAGAGUCGAGCCCUCCCAUUCAUUGAUCGAUAAAAUCCAGGCGAUGCUCGACUCCGGCACUUUGACUUACUUGCCCCCUCACAAAUGCCCGUCCCGAGCUCUGGAGAUCUCCUCCGACCGUCCGGGCCAGCAGGUGACCCUGGAUUCGCAAGGAGGGCUGAAGGUGUCCAAGAAGCAACUGGAUCUUGAGUGUGACGUGUACGGGGAGCUCCGUCUGCGUGAGGCUUUCACACGCCGAGCGUUAGCCUUUGAUCAGCUCAGUGUUCUUUCCUUCGCAGUUCACGAGGAGUGGCACACCAACAUGUUCGAUGCCAUCACUCGCGAUCCCCCGCCGGGACAUAAGUUCACUAGCAUCGCCCAGGCCCUCAACGCUGACCGUGAACUUUGGCAGCUUAUCGCUCAGGAGAGUCGCGGCGAGCUCAAGAUCAUCACUGGUGCCACUCCCCCGCUUGAUCGCUUCAUGCGCCAACUUUCCACUCACCCUCGGGUGAAUGUGUGCCUCGCGAAUCUGCCCAAGGGCACUGGCAAAGGCCCCGGCGGGAAGUCUGAUGGCAAGGUUUCCGAGCCUCGAGACACACCGCGUGGAGGUCGCGGACGAGGCGGCAAAGGAUCUAAGGGUGACAAGGGCAACAACAAUAAGCGCAAGUGGGAUGACUCCGUUGACCCUAAGCGUGCUGAGAUCUUGCAGUUGCUCAAGGACAUCCCGCCGAAUUGUGUAUCUCGUAUGCCCAAGACUCGCCAGUUCCUUUGUGUCCUCUUCCAGCACGGCAAGUGCCCUCAGCAGUCGAAGGAGCGUUGUGACCGCGGAGCUCCUGGUACCGACAGUGCACCGUACGCAGUUUUCGUCGAGAUUUGCUGUGGCUCGGCCGUUUUGUCUCAUGCAGCUGCCUCUCAAGGCCUGCCCGACUUGACCCCUGCCGAAAAGGCCAAGGUGGACGCGGCUAAUGCCGUGUACCGCACGUGUGUCCAUGGCCUCUUUGCAGCCUGGAAGCUGCGGGCUCUGGUUACCAUUGAGAACCCUGUGCGCGCUUGGACUUGGUCUGCGUUGGCCACGCUGGUCACCGAAUUUGGCCGCGACCAUACAUGCCCCGGCUUUGUGGAGUGGUUCUUUGACCUGCAGGAUGUGCAUUUUUCUAUGUGCAUGCAUGGAGGCCAGCGUAAGAAGGACACCCGCCUUCGUGCCACGCCUCGUGUCUUUGACGUGCUCACGGCAGACUGCGACGGUUCUCAUGAGCAUUUGCCUUAUGGUUAUCGUUGGACUGCUGGAGCCUGGACUUUUGACACGGCGAGUGAAGCUCAGUACCCUCGCGUGCUCUGUCAGCGUAUGGUAAAGGCUGCUUCUGAGGCUGUCUCUCCUGCCUUGCUUCGCGACACAACCGCGCGCUUCCGGCUGGAUUCUCUGGCUGCGGUGGGAUCUCAGACUAUGAAGCACCCUCCGCUUAUUCCCGAGUUCAAGUCCCUGGUUUGGAGUACCCGGCCCCCAGCAUCCCCGUCAAAGCCUUUGCCGGAUGUUUCGCCGGACCAGUGCUCUAGGCCUUCGGGCGCUCCUGGUUGGCCAGUUGCACUACAACCUUGCGAUUGUCUUCCCCCGCCUCUUGACGAUGCGGCCGCCGAAAAGUUGGCUUGGACCCUGCUCCAACAGGGCCAGGUCUCUCAGGAUGAGGCCCUGCAGCUGGUGUCCCUGCUUUCGCAGGCUUCUGGGUCCCGUCGGGCCAAGCAGGACAAUGGGCUAGCGUGGAUGUCCGGGGCUUAUGUUUUCGGCUCCCAAACGGGGCUUCACUCUGCUACCAGGACCUUCCCGUUUGUUACGGCCCUCUUCGCGCAGACUGUUACGCACUUCGUGCCAACGGUUGCCUUUACUUCCAUGGCCGUCUUUGCUGACUUCUAUGGGCCUGAGCAUGUUGAUAAGCACAAUGACCGCUCUUACUUGAACGUGAUCAUUCCUCUAUCGUCAUUUCAGCAAGGUGGUGUGGCUGUGGGAGAGCAAGUCCUGCCUGUUGCCAGCGGCCCAUGCCUCUUGCAGUCUGCGCUUCCCCACCGUGUCCUGCCCGCGGUGGGUCAACGAGUGACUUUGGUUGCCUACGUCUCCAGGGACUGGCCGGCCUUGCGGUCCGACGAUGUCAAUUAUCUGCAGAAGCUUCAGUUCCCUCUCUUCGGUUCAGCUUGGGGAGUUUACUAUUCGGGCGAGGAGCACGUGCAAGAAGCCCUCAAGCUGACUCACCCAGCUGAUUCGGCUGGGUCGGUUCCCGACAACAUAAGGAGGGCGGUCUUCGACAUUGCCACCUUGGGGCCUGGCGCCGUUGCAGAGCUGCGCCGGAAGGCAGUUGAGGACAUUGAGGCCCGUGCCGCGAGGUUGGGUCCCAGCGGAGGGCAUCCCAUCACUAAGGACAAAUGUCUUGCUUUGUUCAGGGAGCUUGUGAAUGAGACGGAGUUCCCCGACCAGGAUGUGUGCCACUUUAUGGAGGAAGGUGUCUCGCUUGUCGGAGUGGAGCCGUCCUCCGCCUUGUUCCCAUCGCGACCCAAACCGAUGAGGGCUACCCCCGAGCAGUUGGAUUCACAGGCUGUCUGGAGGCGGCGGGUGCUACUUGCUAAGCCGCCUCAAAUCCUUCGAGACGAGGAGCUUGAGAUCCUUAACUCCGAGACCGAAGACGAGUGUCGACUAGGUUUCCUUGAGGGACCGUUCCCCGACGAGGCGGCGGUCACGAAGCGGCUGGGUACCGAGGAUUGGUCGCCUAGCCAGAGGUUCUUGCUGUUCCAGGGUGAGGACAGGAAGCCGAGAGUCAUCGAUAACCUCCGUGAUUCGGGGGUGAACGCAUCGUUCGGAUCCACCUCGCACUUGCAGAUGCAUGACAUUGACUUUGUGACGGCUGUGGCGAUGUUCGUUGCGGAUGUGUGGAGCCGCCAUGACGAAGUUAGGGUCUUGCUAUCUUCUGGAGAGGUUCUCUCUGGCCCAUGGCACCCCGACAGCAAGAAGGCGGAAUGGGCUGGCCGUUGCUUCGACCUCUCCAAAGCCUAUAAGCAGGUUCCCGUCCUCGAGGAGUCACUGAAGUAUGCGGUCAUAGCCAUGCCGGGCAGAGAGCGCCAGUGGACCUUUUACUUGGCGCGGGGAUUACCCUUUGGAGGCAGUGGAUCGGUCUUCGCGUUCAACAAAAUCUCGAGAGCCUUGUGGCACAUUGCUGUGGAGAAGUUGAGGCUUGUCACUUCGGUCUUCGUGGACGACUUCCCUACGCUUGACUUGAUGCAAACAUCAUCUAGCGCUUCGGACUCGUUCUCGAGAUUGCUUACUGCCUUGGGAUGGACCCAUGCCACUUCUGGUAAGAAGGCGGUCGACUUCGGCACAUGCUGGACGGCACUUGGUGCCCAGUUUGAUGUCUCUUCGUUGCACGCCGGCGGUCUCGAGGUUGCGAACAAGGAGGGGAGAAGUGACAGGAUCCAAGCCUUGGCAGAUCGGAUGUGCCAGGAUGGCGAAGACCUGAGGCAGCUGGCCACGUCGCUGCAUGGGCUGCUGAACUUUGCCUCGGGGUUCACGCUGGGCUCCUCUCUUAAGCCUAUCGCUCGCACCUGCUCGCGUAUUGCAUCCAGACCGGCCAGCUUCGGGGCGGAGGCGAUCAAGCAGAUGAACGACCUGCUCAAGGCGACUCUAUCUUCUUGGAGGCCUAGAAAGUUGCACGUGACCGACCCGAGGAAGCCGGUAAUCUUGUACACAGAUGGAUCCUACGAGGGCGGCCGAGCGAUGUGGGGGGCCUUCUUCAUUGACCCGGAGUCUGACGACAAAGUAUGCCUGUCAGGGCUGGUCCCCAGCUUGAUUCGGAAGGUAUGGCUUCUUCAGGCUGGAGAACAGAUAAUAUGCGAGAUCGAACUCUUUGCAGUGGUUUGUGCCAAAUGGGUUUUUGGUCGAAGGAUGGCGAACCGCAAGGCAUUCAUCUUCAUCGACAACAACUCGGCACUGGCCACCCUCGUGAAGAGGAACAGUCAGUCGGACGCGAUGUUCAGGCUGAUGUCUUUGGUAAAUGUCAUGGAUUCGGUCUAUCCCGUGGGUGCGUGGUACCACCGCGUGCCCUCGAAGAGCAACCCUGCAGACCUGCCGUCUCGCGACGAGUCGGUUUUGCUCUGCCGGACGUUUGGUGCCAGGAACGAAGGUGAGUUCGAUCCACCUGGCGAGAUGGUCCGAUUCAUCACUGAGCCAACGUUCACAGCCGCUUCGCUCGAGCUUGCAGUCAGGGCUUACGGUGAGCAUCAGGAGAGACGGGGGUGA
Symbiodinium sp. CCMP2456 is the source of this 5838-nucleotide messenger RNA. NCBI's taxonomy places the organism in Eukaryota, Dinophyceae, Suessiales, Symbiodiniaceae. The record is from the annotation of a GenBank genome assembly.